Olea europaea var. sylvestris is the source of this 1660-nucleotide messenger RNA. RefSeq names its product zinc-finger homeodomain protein 5-like. The transcript has a single exon. The record is from RefSeq and is a predicted model, not a curated record. Bases 543 to 1310 code for a protein of 255 amino acids. Lineage: Eukaryota; Viridiplantae; Streptophyta; Magnoliopsida; Lamiales; Oleaceae. Gene Ontology annotation, biological process: regulation of developmental process; regulation of DNA-templated transcription. Gene Ontology annotation, molecular function: DNA-binding transcription factor activity; transcription cis-regulatory region binding. Gene Ontology annotation, cellular component: nucleus.
UGUUAAUCUCAUCAGUUGUUUCCCACUUCUCUUUUCUCUCUACCUUUCUCUCUCUUUAGCUUCUUCACAAGCAACCAACCUGUCUCUUGUUGGAUACAUAGUUGGCUGUUGGAACCACUGCAACACACCCCACCUCCACCAUUUCUUGGUUAUAUGUAUCCCUUCACUAUCUAUAGCUAUUCCGGUUUACGAAAUUUGAUCUUUGAUCAAGAUUAGUGCUUCCGUGGUAGAAAAAGAUUCAAGAUUGAGAUUUUUCUGCAACUUUGAUUCAUAUUUUCUCGUAUUUUUUGUGGGACUGUAAUAUUAUAAGGUCUCUCUCUCCCUCUCCUGUUUUCUUCCUUCCUUUCUUUUUCAUUUAAUUAUCUCUGUCCGUUUUUUCUAUUAAGCCCUAGAUUUUCAGGAAAUUAAUAUCAUGGGUUGGUGAGAUUAGAACAAGAUUACAUCAGUUAUUAUACUAUAGUAUUUAGUGACCUUUGUGUGGGAUAAUCUUACUUGGGAUAAGAAAAAUUAGUGGCCUAGUAUUUUAGGGUUUUUCAAAAACAAUGGCAUUGAGUGGUGAAGACAAGGAUAUGAGAAUGCAAGGCUCUACGGGCUACAACUCAGUGGAGAUUCAACAAGAGAAAACAAGAAAUUUGGACCCAAAUUCUGGUGGAUCUAAACUGAAGACACCUGCAAAAAUUAGCUACCGUGAAUGUCUCAAGAAUCAUGCCGCCAGCAUUGGAGGGAAUGUAACUGAUGGGUGUGGGGAAUUCAUGCCUAGUGGUGAAGAAGGAACCCUUGAAGCCUUAAAAUGUGCAGCUUGCAAUUGCCACCGCAACUUCCACCGCAAAGAACACCAUGGAGAGGUAGCCGCGGCGGGGAUAAUCCACCCUCUUCCACUCCCACCACCACUGCCUUCUCCAUCAAUGGGCCAGCACCGCAUGGGAGUGCACAAUGUUAAUCACUGGAGUUCAAUGGUGCAGCCAGUGAAAAUGGCUUUUGGCAGUGGCGGAGGCGGAGGUGGAGGUGGUGGCAGUGUAGGGACAGACUCUUCAAGUGAGGAGCUCAACUUCAAUGCUUAUCAGUCCAACACAGCAGCCCCUCCACCGCCGCAGUUUGUCAACAAGAAGCGGUUCCGUACUAAGUUUACUAAUGAGCAGAAGGAUAAGAUGCUAGAAUUUGCUGAAAAACUUGGGUGGAGAAUUCCAAGAGAAGAUGAUACUGAAGUGCAAAGGUUUUGUGCUGAAGUUGGGGUUAAAAGACAGGUUUUCAAGGUUUGGAUGCACAAUAACAAGAGUUCUUCUGCCAAAAAGGAUCCCCAAGAAAUUUAGGUUCUUCAAAUUGAAAUUUAGAACUUGAAAUGGAGAGUUGGAUAAUUACUGCAUGUUUAGUUGGGUAGGAUGAGACAAUAAUAUUGUCCAGUGCUAUCUAAUCGUGUACCUUAAACAUGGCAUUAAGGUAAAAGCUUUAGCUUGGAAUUUCGUGUUGUAGAAUUACAUGUGCAAAAGGGAGAGUAAAAUCUGUUUGUAUUUGCAGGCUCCUACUUAAGAAGUUUAUUCAAUUUUCUUAUGUUUUCUGGUCGGCAGCCUUUUGUUUUCUCUCUUCUUCUUUUUUCUUGCCGUUUUUGUUCUUAAUGUAAUGAUAUUUUAUGUCUGAUCACCAUUAAUGUUCUUUGCAGCAA